Messenger RNA from Nakaseomyces glabratus, 2442 nucleotides. RefSeq lists its product as uncharacterized. The record is from RefSeq and is a predicted model, not a curated record. Lineage: Eukaryota; Fungi; Ascomycota; Saccharomycetes; Saccharomycetales; Saccharomycetaceae.
AUGUCUUUCAAAAGUGACGACCCUAUCGGCAGGUUGCUGCAGGAAGGCUCCCAGGAGAAGAAGAAGUCCAUCCUCACCAGAUCAGUAGAAGAUACAGGCUUCGUGUCCCCCUUCAGAAGAGGCCUCACUUCUGCCUCUGCCGCUGCCUCUGUAUCAGCUUCCGCUUCCGCUUCCAGACACAGAAGGUUCUCAAACGACUCCAGCGACUCGGACUCAGACUCCAGAGAUGCUCACAAUGCCGCCAGCGGUGGCAGGAGCGACUCCUCCCGCAGCGACUCCUCCAGCGACUCAGACAACGAGCAGAAGAUCGCUGUGAACCCCUUCACAAACAAGCCAGCCUACAACAAGAACGCAAAGCAGAUGAAGUUCCCCACCGUCAGCGCUACCUCUGCGCUCGCCAACCAGGACCCCAAGGAGCUCGGCUUCAAGACCCUCGACAAGUCCACCAAGCGCGCCAAGGACAUAAAGUUCCCCGUCUACCUGACCGAGAACGAGUUCAGACAGCAGACCAUCCUGAAGGAGCUGGAGCUCAAGGAGGGAAAGCUGCAGUACUUGAAGGACAGCCAGAAGAUCAUAGACCUCACCAUAAGACAGCCUGACUCCGACGAAGAACAGCAGGACGAGCAGGACGAACAGGACGACACAGAGGUCGAGGACAACGUCGAUGCCGAAAACCAGCAAGCCCACACUAAGGACAACGACACCAUCACCGACAAGGAGGACAUGGCCUCCCAGGACGCCCCAGAAAAGGAAAUGUCCCCAAGAGAGGACUCCUUGCCUCACCCAGACGCCGCAGAAACAAAGAUCAUGCAACACAAGGACAUCGACGCACCAAAAUUGCAAGAGAGAAAGCCAACCCCAGAUGUCGAUGUCGCCGCCGAACAAGCGGAAGAAGUCGCUGAAACUGACGGCGACGUCGAUGCAAAAGAAGUCGAUGCGGAAGCCGGUGCGGAAGCCGAUGCCGAAGCCAAGGCUGCUGACGCUGUUAUGGACUCAGAAGCUGAACCAGAAUCUCAGGAAAAAAUGGCUCCAUCAGUUAAGGACACCUCUUCUGCUCUUGCUAGCGAGGACUUGGAAAGUUACAUGACUGUUGAAACCCCUCAACCAUACGAUAAGGUCCCAAGAAUUCCUUACACUGAACAACCAGAAUCCGGUAAAAAGUUCAGCUCUUUCUUCAAGAGAAAUGACAAUGCAGGCCACCCAGUUAUCACUGACGUCCCUGUGAUUCCAGAUCAGAGCCAACUCGAUUUCCCAAUUGCUACUCCUGAAAACCCUGAAUUGAUCGCAAAGACCGAGGAAUACGGUUAUAUGUCUAAGCCUAUCUACGAUAAGGUGGUCUAUGAUGAGACCAACCAUAGACGUUGGUUAAAGGGUUUCAAGAAAUCCGAAAAGGCCAAGUACGAUGACAAGAUGGAAGAGUACAACAAUGAGUUGGAAGAACUUCAGAAGGAAAUAGACAUGAUCAAUGAGUCUAUGGAGAACCUAAAGAAGGAAACUGCUGACAAGAUUGAAGUUAGUGAAAAUAACUUGGUAAAGAAGAUAUUCGAGAGGAAUACUUUGCACAAUGAGCAGAAAAAUAAAAUCUUCAAAGAAACCGAGAACAUCAAGAACCAGAAGAUUCAACAAAAGAAAGAAAUUCUUGACAAGCACGCUGUUGUUCAAGAUGAGAUCACUCAAUUGAAUGACAGAAAGAAGGAAGUCAGAGAAGAGUUUGACAAGUGGACUACAAACAUGACUACCCUCGGCCAACAAUUGGAUGCCAAGAUCAUGAAGGUGACUCAAAUAACCAUGAAGCAAGAUGAAACACAAAAGGAAAUCGAAAAGCUAGAGACCCAAAAGAAAGAAUACCAGGCUCAAAUAGAUGCAGCCAAGAAAGAACAUGAAGAGGGCCAAAAGGUUGUGGAGAGUUAUGAAAACAAGGAAUACUUGCCAAAAAUCCACACAAUCGAUAACCAAAUUUCAGAAUUGUUGAAUGAACUCGCAAUUAUCAAGCAAGAAAAUGCCAAUGAGCAAACAGAGUUAAGCAAGAUAACUAAGGAGUUAGAAGAAGAGCGUCGCGCUCAUGAAGAGAAAUUGAAACUAGAGGCAGAAGAGCGUGAACGCCAAGAGAAGAACUUGCUAGAAAAGCAAAGAUUAGAAUUGGAAGAAAAGGCCGAACAGCAAAAGAGAGAGCAUGAAGAACAAGUGCGUAAAAUGAAAGAACAGUAUGAAAAUGAGUUGAACAAUGUCAAGAAACAGAAAGAAUCUUUGGAAACGGAAAAAUUAGUGGAGGAACACAACCGUAAUGAGAAUAUCAAAAAGGAAGUUCUUGAUAAGCAACGUAAACAAGCAGAGGCUCAACAUGCUGCUCAAACUAAGUCUAUUGCUACCAAUGCAGCAAACGAUAUGCAAGAUAACUCCUUGUAUGAAUUCAAGACAGAAGAAGAAAUCAUGUAUGUUUAG